Molecule: messenger RNA, 1237 nt
Organism: Xiphophorus maculatus (southern platyfish)
Lineage: Eukaryota; Metazoa; Chordata; Actinopteri; Cyprinodontiformes; Poeciliidae
Exons: 4
Coding region: 51-968 (305 amino acids)
Source: RefSeq, a predicted model, not a curated record
GGUUCUUCGCGGGGGUCAGGCCUGCCUGCAGCUUCACUACAGGUGACGUGAUGCCUCAGUGUGAGUUCAGAUUCGAGUCCGGACGAAAGGGAGUUCAGCACAACAACUGUAAGCCCAACGAUCUGCCCAACGGUCACAUUCCUGAUGCACGUUGGGUUAAUAGGGCAAGGCGUCGACAUGGAGCCAGUGAGAGUACGAAUGCUGGCUCUCUGGACCGCAGAGACUGGAGUACUAAAGUUGUGUUUCCGAAGAACCCCGGGAAACAAAAGGGUGCUUUUUCACCUGUCACUAAUGAUACGCCAGCUGGAAGAGGGAGAGUUGCAGAUGUGCCUCGGUACACUACAGCCAAUGGCCACCAACGUGGAGCCAGCGAGAGUACGAAUGCUGGCUCUCUGGACCGCAGAGACUGGAGUACUAAAGUUGUGUUUCCGAAGAACCCCCGGAAACAAAAGGGUGCUUUUUCACCUGUCACUAAUGGUACGAGAGCUGGAAGAUGGAGAGUUGCAGAUGUUCCGCAGUAUGCUACGGCCAAUUGCGCCGCCAGUUUUGGUGUCACUCAUUACUAUAAGCCUGAACAAGCAGCACCAGACCCCAGAUUUUCUGCAUCCGAGGAGAAACGAAGAGGAAAUAACCGCUUCAGAAACAAGAAGAAAAGAGGUAUGGACAUGACCUUUCCAGAAGCUUAUAAGCCAAUCCUGAUGUCCUUGCAAGAGAAGGAAGACUGGGACAAAGAGAUCCAAGAUGUCACUCUCAAAAAGAGGGUGGAGUUGAAUGUAGUGACCGUGCCUUAUGGUCCGGAGGAUGUGCUCCACUUCUCUCUGCAGGAUUUGUCACUUCGGCAAAACAACAUGGCCGAUGCACCGGUGGCGGCUAAUUACAGUCCAGCUGUGCACCACGCACAUCCGAUACGAUGGCGCCGCUACCGCUUUGCCAUUCAAUCAGAGCAGUUUGCAGACGCCGAGGAGUGAGGCAGGUGCUAGCCACAUAUCGUAACCAACAUCUUAUAAGACGUGGGUGCUUAGCGUUUUUUACAGUUGACCCUAUGUGGGGAUCCUGGAAAGUAGCUGUGAAUAGAAUAUUUGUCAUAUGGUCUUGUUUCUCCCAUGAAUAUGGCUUAGUUUUCAUAAAUUAAAAGGUAAAUAUUUACUUAAAUUUCGACAUCAAAUAUGUCGUCUUAAAUUAUAAGAUAGCACAAGUUGCAUGUAGUUUCUUCCAUGUUAUAUUUUAUCUGAUCAUU